AACAGUACCCUUUUUACAUCAGCGUGGCAACGCAAUUUUUGGGUGAAAAAUUAUUGAAAUCGUUGUAAAAGUGCAAAAAAACAGCAGUGCUGUGCAUCGAAAUAGCUCGAAAUCAGUGCAAUUACACAUUUAACAAGCAACAACAAAGCAAGCUUGCUGCCUAUUUCUUCUCCCCAAGCCUGAAAGUGUCACCGCCAAGACGUACGUGCGAAAAAUGUUUUGGGACAAGGGUUAUGCGCCCUCAGCGAACAUAGAGGCGCUGCUAGAGAAAGAGAAUUCCACGGUGGAGGAAUUUCUCGACGAGGAGGAAAUACUGCAGGAAUGCAAAACGCCAAAAAAGAACCUCGUCAACUAUUUAACACGGCCCGAAGUAAUUAGACGACUUGUCGAACUAAUCACAACGGAACCCUCGGAGGAUGUGCCGCUGGCGCAGCGUUUUCGCUAUGCAAACAUGUCAUGUGAGAUACUAACACUCGGCCUGCCGUCCCUGGAUGAAAAGCUGCUGUCCGAUGCGAAUACACUGCAGUUGCUGUAUUCAUAUCUGGAAAAGGAACCACCGUUAAAUCCAUUGCUAUCAUCGUUUUUUAGCAAAACGUUUAGCAUGCUCUUUACCAAAAAGCCUGAACAAGAUUGGUUUUUGUAUCAACAAAUGUGCCUACAACUUUUGGAAUAUAUUAAAAUGCAGACGAAUUUUUUGGAUUUAAUUUGUAAACACUUCGACACACCGGUCAUACCUGAUUUAAUAAUGCAAAUGAUGAAGCUCAUCGAUGGUGGUCAGCUAAAGCGCAACCUAUACGAAUGGCUAACUGAAGAUAAAAUUGUAGAGAGACUGAUUGCAAUAUUGCGUAAUCCUCAAGAAACCGAUAAACAUGCAAAUGUUGCGGACUUUUUCUGUGAUCUUAUUAACCAAGGUCGUCUAAUGCGGCAAACCGAACAGGAGAACGAUUCAUUCGAGCCGGCCUUUGAUGGCUCCAAUCCCAUAUUGAGAAAUAUUGAAUCCGUACAGACAAUAGAAGCCUUGUUAAAUGUGAUUUUGGAACCAAACGCUCUAGAGAGCGCCAUCUUAUCAGGAAUAUCGGUUGUACUUACGCUAAUCAAACCCAUAAAGUUCACUGAUGAGCCCAACUCUGAUCGCCAGCGUUUGUUGCAGAAACGCGAGCGUGAAUUUCAUUUGGAAGUGCAGGAGACUGUGAUUACAGUGAUGGCGCCACGCCUCAAGGAAUUUGUGCAUGUGCUCAAGAAUCCACCAGCGAAACCGAGUUUGGAGACUACGGCAGCGGUGCUGACACCUCCAUUUGGUAAGACACGUCUGCAGGUGUGUCGCGUCUUUACCGCAUUGUUGGAGACGAAGCACGAGACCAUUCAACAGGCUAUUUGUGCCACGGACUAUUUUGCCUUGCUGCUGGACUAUUUCAAGGAAUACUGCUGGAACAACUUUUUGCACAGCGAGAUGGAGAAGGCAUUGCAUUUGGCCUUCUAUAACGAGUUGUCAAACAACAAUACCACCUCAACUGAGUGCACCGACAUUUAUCAGGAUGAUUGCCUAUUUGAUUGCCUAAUGAAAAGCCCAGCGGCUAUAAACUUCUCGACCGAUGUGCAAGCGAAAAAUUUCGCAAAUGAUGCAAAGCGCGCUGAGGGCGGUAAUGAUGGAAAAGACCAGACAAUUGAAGCGGCAUCAGAAUCGGCGUCAGCUGAACAAGAGGCAACUGACACUGAUCAGCAGAAUGAGAAUGCAAAUGCAAAUGCAACGGCAGAAGAAGGGGAGCCCAACCAGGAGAACCAUAUUAAAAGCAAUGAUGAAGAAGGUGCUGAAGCAGCGGCCGCUGGAGCUGCUGAUGAUGCUCAAGCUCAACCAAAUCCGUCGACCGAAGGGCCGCCAGCACAGAAUGAUUUGGAUAAGACUAAGACGCCAAACAAUAACCUGCCCACAGAGAUGCAAACAUAUCUGAUUGUCAAAUGCCAACUGGUAUCCAAAUUGGUCAAUUACUGGCGUCACAAUACAGAAGCGCAAUCUGCCGAAAAGGGUCGACGACUAGGCUAUAUGGGCCACCUCAUCAAAAUUCUUAAACAUAUUACGAAUUGUAUAUCAGAAUCUGAACAUAUCGCUGCCUUGAUUGCCUCUAAUUUUGCGGAUGAGUCGGAGCUAAAGCUUUGGCAAUCGCUGAUCGAUGCCGAUGAAGGUGAAUUCACGAAAGCAGUGUCACAACAGAGUAAACUGUUGGCCAACUGCAAUCCACACGAGGACAAUGAGUACAGUGCUGGCAACUCGAAAGAUUUUCUGGGCGAAAACACUUGGGAUAUUAAUACAGCAUCGAUCACUAAUGAUGGUUAUAGCGAUCUGGAUAACACACUGCAGGACAUUGUAUUUACCACGGACAACGAUCAGUUUAUGUUUCAAUUUGGCCAGAAUAUCGACGAUGAUGACGACGAUGAUGAUGAGAACGGUGGCAGUGGCGGCGAUGGUCUCGGUCAUCAUGGUCAUGGUAUGUUUACUAAGAAUUCCAUCACCCUCAAUAAUCUGGCGGCUGAUCCCUGGGAGAUGGACGUACAGUUUGCUGAUAUUACUGGUGCCUCUACGGACGUGAAUACUGAUAAUGCCAGUACUGGUAAUUGGGGAGCUGAUUUCAACAGUGACAACUUCGCCGACUUCGAUGCGCAUUUCAGCACCUUUGGCAGUGAUUUGGGCAUGCCGCAUACACAACCCCCUCCUUCCGAUGCAUCACAAUCGACCGAAGCCAACGAUCUAUCCGCCAAGACCAAUAGCGAUGAACAGCAACGGGCAACGCUUAACGAGGACGAUGUGUCCAUGACUGCAACCAUAAAAGACGACCACCAGGCAGAGUAUGACAACAAUGCCAAUGUGGAGAAAGCCGCCAGCGAUAAGUUUAACGAGCUAAACGAUCUCGACACUGCUGCAACAGCAGCUUCGGCUGCCACAUCCAUCGUUAGUAGGUUGCAGUCGGUGCUGCUCGCUGGCGAGGAGGACUACGAAGAUGAUGAAGGCAUGUGGACAAAGCCAUUGGGUGGCAAUAGUAGUCUAUCUUCGAUGGCAACCGAUCAACAGCCUGCUUCAAUUUCAAAUGGACCCAGUAAAAUUAAUGAAUUCAAUCAUGCCAACGACAACAGCACCAGUAACGAUGCUCGCGACGAUAGCAACAUCACAGCCGGAUCGGAGCAGGAGCAACAGCAGCAGCUGCAGCAGAAGUCUGAUAGUAUAAACGCAGCGGCUGCUAAAACCUUUGCUGAAAAUGCAACAACGACAACAUAAAUGUGCCGACACAUACACCCAACACACACACACACAUGUACAGGCACAUUGACACAACCACAUAUAUACAUACUACAUCAGCGAUUGCAAUUUGUAUAGCAUAAAAUAUGUCAAAAAGUUGUAAACUUAAAAGCCUUUGAUUUGCUCUUUGGUCAUCUCUUAUACAUAAUCAUGCAUACAUAUUUACAUACCUAAUUGAAUAUAUAUACAUAUACACUACACUACACUACAUACUACUACUAUACGUACAUACUAUAUAGCAUUGAUGUACAUAUAUGUACACCUCUAUAUACACAUAUAUAGUAUAUAUAUAAUGUACACAUAGGUUGAAAAUGACAACAAACGAUUGUGUAUUUGUAAAGCCCGAGCCCGCCCAAUUCAAUAGCAAAACAAAAACAUAGUGAAAGUAAAAUGAUGAUGAAGAUGAUGAUGGUGAUGUUGAUGUUGAUGAUGAUAAUGAAUUGGAAAAUAUGUUGUAGAUUCCUGCUAUUCCUCGCUCAUCGUAUUGCCAAUUUCCUAUUUAUUAAAAUAAGCUGUAUUCUGUUUUUGUAUCUUUAUUAGUUUCUUCUACAAAACUCUACAAUACUCUCAAUGUGUUAGACAACAAAUGAGCAUUACUAAAAGUACCAGCAUAUUAUAAAUUUUUGUAAUUGUUCUUAGCUUGAUCUGAAUAUACUGAUGUACUACAAUACGUUUAUUAUUUUUGUAAUGUUUAAUUGGAGACUUGUAUUUAUUGUAUGUAUUUUGAAACAAAACCAAAAAGCGCUAAAAAUCUAUACAACAAGCAUACACAUACAUAAUAUACACUCAUUCACACACACACACACUUACACAUGCUGCAAGCACAAUUAGUAUAUUUAUGUAUAUACUAUUAUGUCCCUUAAUCUUAUUCUUUUGUUUUACCAAUUGAGUUUCACCAAAAAAUGUAUUCAACGUCGAAAGUACAAAACUGAGAACUAAACAAAAAAAAAAAAAACGAAAAAGAAAAAGAAAAAAACGACAACAGCAAGCAUUUUUGCCACGACACGGAUAAUCUGAGCAUAAAACAUAUACAAUUAUAUGUGAAUCGCAUAAACUAUAUCCUUUUUAUACUUUUUUAAUCGAAAUGAAAUAUGCAAAUCAUUUAGACUUUCCAAGAAGACAUUUUAUUCGUACCAUAUACAUAUUUAUCUAUAUAUAUAUUGUAUAAUUUUAAACAGCUUUGUUGUUGCGUUUGAUAUAUAUUUAAAUUUGUCGCCUGAGAAAUGUUUGUGUUAAAACGAAAUGAUAAACCAUUAUGCCAUCUUUUGCUUCCAAAUAAUUACAAUUAUAUUUACGUUAAACAAAAAAAUAAAAACAAAAUUACUUAAAAAGUUAAAUUGACGUUUAUUUUCCAUCAUUAUUUCACAUCCCUUGCACAAUAAUUUCAAUUAAUUGUAAUACAUAUACAUAAAUAAUACAAAAUAAAUGGAAGGUCAAUAGUUGAGGACGCAACAUAUCAGCUAAAUCGCUAGACUGCGUUCUUGCAAUGUUUUAGUAUAUAGAUCGCGGUAAACUCAAACAAAAAAGAAAAUAAUCCCAAUAACAAAAGAUUUAACGCUAAUCUUCGUUAUAGACAAUUGCAAGGGAUUUGAAUAAAACAAGAAAAAUGAUUAAAAUUAAAUCUAUUAUAAACACAAGGUAUGCAAAACUUUAGUCGUAAGUUUGAGGACUUGUUCAAUAAAAAGACGAGGCUUUUCUUAAAAAUGUAUGCUCGAUUACAAAAAAAAAAAAUAACAACAAAAAACUUAAAAUACAAAAGUAAAAAAAAAAACAAAAAACAAAACGCUUGCACAAAUUUCAAAUCGCUUGCUUUUAUUUUUGCAAACAAAUGUAUAUGAAACAUAAAAAGAAUGUUAAAACUAUCUCUGAUGAAAACUGUGAUAAUUAAAUGAAGUUGCAGGGUAUUUGAUAAAAAUGAAAAACAAGAAACAAAACAAGAAACACAGAUUUAAGUUAAACGCAUUGUCAAAUGUAUCUUAAACAAGAAACAAAGAAAAAAAAAGAAAUCAAUUUUUGUUGUUGGCACACAAAAAUACACGCAUACUUUCACACACACACACAUCACCACUAAUUAAAUACACAAUACAACAAAACAGCAAUAAUUACUGCAAUAAUGUCUCACGUUGAAUGAGUCGUCGGCCCACGGAAUAGAGAAAUUCUCACUUAUCAGAGAUUGAGUCAAUGUAAUAAACGAUUAAAAAUACUUCAGUUGAUUGAAAUGAACUAGCAUAAAAUAUAAAAACCAAAAAAAUACUCAAUUUAACUCGAUGUAAUAGUAUAUAGUAUAUAUACUACAUUUAGUAUACAAAUAUGUUCUUGUGUUGUCUUCCCUACAUAUUGAAUGAUGUAUAUUUGUUUAUUAUCCAACAACCGAAUCCUUCCCUUGUGCAAAAUGCCUUACCUAAUGCAUUGUAAACUUCAAUGAUAACUGUCGAAUUCAAUCGGAAAGGGUUAACAUACGUAUAAAAAUUGUUGUAAACCAUUUAACCAUAUUUGUAUUUGUAUUUGCAUAUGCAUACAUAAGUAUGGGUAAGUAGAAAUGUAGUUUUACUACAUACUGUGUGUCUUUUAUAUAAUAAGCAAGCAUUCAACUUGGACACUGAAAGUAUUACACUUAAGCUGAUUUACUAAAACUUAAAUUCAAAUACAAAAAGAAAACAAAAUAAUUCAUUUGAAAUAAACAAAACAAAAAAUUGUAGACAAAGUCUUGUGCGCAGCUUUAAGCAGUUUGUUUAAGGGCAUACAAAAAUAAUUAAUGAUACUUGUAAUAAUUCAUAAUUAUUAUUAACAAUAAGAAUGCAAAAUACCAAACGUCCAAUAUGUUGCAUGGAUCCCAUGCAAACAAACUAACAACAAUUGUGAACAUUAAAGUCUUCAACAAAAAAAAUACAAAGAAAAAUACGAAAAAAAAAACAUAAUGACACAAUCUUAUAUAUAGACAUACAUAUAUAUACAAGUAUAUGCAUGCAUUUUAUUAUUAACAAUUGCAUUACAAAUUAAGAGUGAAAAAAAACAUAUAAUAAAACUUGACGUACAUUCUUGUCUGUGUGUUCAGCAGUUCAGUAUUUCAACUAAGCCAACUUAAUAAAAAUCCAAAAGCCCAAAAAACACAAAUAAAAACAAAAAUAUUCUUAAACAAAGGUUUCCAUUGCAAACCAAAAAGUGAAUUAAUACAUUUAAUACGUAGUUAUGAAUGAAAAUGCUUAAUAAACUAACUUCUAAAGAACAACAAAAAUAACAAGCGGGAACAACAACGAUGAGCACGCAACUGUAAUAAAACCAAAACUUCAUGAUACGAAUAAAAACCAAAAAACAAAAAAAAAAUACACAAACCUAUACACAUCUAACAUAUUAAAUGAAUUUUCUUAAGAUGACCCCUAAAAUACAAAUAAAUACAAAAAUAUUUUGUUAAUGUGAGAGAAAUGAGAAAACAUUUGAAAUUUGUAAGCGAAAAAAAAACAAAAAAAUUUUAUAUUAUAAUACCUAAAAACUAUAAUUAGUAAAUAGUGAAUAAUGAAUCGAACCCAAGUGUGCUUCAUGUAAGAAUUUACGUUACGAUUUUUACAAUGCAAUAAAUAAAAUUUCAAUAUUUCAAUAUCCCCCCAAAAAAAAAAAGUAAGCGGUAUACUACAUGUAUAGUAUGUAUUCCUAAUUAAAUGUCUUAACUAUAAUUACGAUUGGUGUCUAUUAAUAAUACAUACAUACAUAUAUAUUAUAGUAUAUACACGUAUACAACACUUAUAUUAAAAUAACGAGUAGAGACUUGAAGAAAGCAACAAACAUACAAAACACGAACGUAUCGUCAAUAUAUCCAAAUUACUUACCAAAAUCAUAAAAACAAUUUCAAAAUGUAUGUAAUUGCUUUUCGGUGAUAAAUGCACACACUCACACACACACUCACAUACACACAUAGAUCACAUAGCUUGCUAUAAAGAAUUUGCUUUAGUUCUCGUUGUUUGAUUUAUCAGACGAAACUAUUUGAAACAACCCCCAAGGGACACUCCGGAAUAGUAAUUCCUUGAGGUAGUGCCUUAAACUUUGUAGGAGUGUGUAAAAACCAAAACCAAAAACAAAAUAAAUAAAUAAAAUAAAAA
Messenger RNA from Drosophila sulfurigaster albostrigata, 7383 nucleotides. RefSeq names its product serine/threonine-protein phosphatase 6 regulatory subunit 3 (gene fmt). The transcript is spliced from 10 exons. NCBI's taxonomy places the organism in Eukaryota, Metazoa, Arthropoda, Insecta, Diptera, Drosophilidae. The record is from RefSeq and is a predicted model, not a curated record. Gene Ontology annotation, cellular component: cytosol; nucleus. Gene Ontology annotation, molecular function: protein phosphatase binding; protein phosphatase regulator activity. Bases 215 to 3268 code for a protein of 1017 amino acids.